Molecule: messenger RNA, 1019 nt
Organism: Striga asiatica
Lineage: Eukaryota; Viridiplantae; Streptophyta; Magnoliopsida; Lamiales; Orobanchaceae
Source: the annotation of a GenBank genome assembly
AAAACCAGACCAAAAAUCACAUUCAAUCAUGGAUCACAACAACACUCACCACGAGUCCAGAGACGAUACUGAGAGAGUCGAGCCUGGCGAGCUAUUCGAAGAUUGCUGGUUUUUCGACAACUUGCUGCACAGAAAAUCAAGGAUGCUCAGAAGCCUUUCCGAGCCCUGCACAUCAUCAAACUACGGGCAAGAUGAGAAUUUGCCAGAAAAAUCUUACGAGGAGACCUACCGUUCGAUCGAGAAGUUGUCCAUUCGCGACCGCAAAACGGAAGGGAAGAGUUUGAUCAAGGAUCAGAAAAUUGUUCCUCAAAGGAGCAAAAGAUCAAACAAAAACAAAAAAUCGUCGAGAUGUUUGAACCGGGCUCCAUCCCUGCCGACUAGCCUCGAGCCUGAGGAGUUUGAAGAUGACGAAAUUGAGUUCUCUAUGGGAAAACUGAUCAGACAAGCUUCUAUGAACUAUUCGGACACUCUGCCUCCUAGGGCACAUUCUACUAAGAUAUUAACGCCAAGUCCCAGCAUGACAAGGCAGAGAUCAAUAAUAAAACCUGAGGUUGAGGGAAGUAAAAUCGAGGGCACGGAGAAGAUAACCAGACCUCAACGUCCGACGAACCAACUCAGAAAGCAGAGAAGCGUAAUCGAGCUGGAAUCCGAAGAAUUUCAAGGGUUUAAAGAUCUGGGAUUCGAUUUCGACGAGGAGGAGCUGAGCAUGAUAUGGGGCUUGUCGGACAAGAAGGAUAUCCAAGAGGAUGAAGGGAAAAGCAGUAGAGUUCGGAGACUACAUAGUUCAGAGGCUUGGAGCGCACAGAGCCGCUCUGCGCCGCCGGUGAUGUGGGGCGGGAAACGUUCGACCGAGGAUGUGAAGGCGCAGAUCAAGUUCUGGGCCAGGGCGGUGGCGUCUAACGUGCGCCAGGAGUGCUGAUGGCCGGCUUGACCGCCGUAAUUAAAUAAAUUAAAAAAAUAAUAAUUAAAUGAUAAAUAAGAGAAAUAUUGAAAAUUUCUUAAUUUUUUUUUUUUUUUGU